Molecule: messenger RNA, 2682 nt
Organism: Saccharomyces kudriavzevii IFO 1802
Lineage: Eukaryota; Fungi; Ascomycota; Saccharomycetes; Saccharomycetales; Saccharomycetaceae
Gene: SUL2
Product: sulfate permease
Exons: 1
Coding region: 1-2682 (893 amino acids)
Biological process (GO): transmembrane transport
Cellular component (GO): membrane
Molecular function (GO): sulfate transmembrane transporter activity
Source: RefSeq, a predicted model, not a curated record
AUGUCGAAGGAAACUCAACCAAAUUUAGAAGAGGUGGAAAUUCCCGAUUUUCAGGACAACACCGAUUCUGUUCCCAAUCUUGACGAUCUAGAGCUAGAGUAUGACCAAUACAAAAAUAAUGAAAAUAACGGUGUCUUCAGCGACAACGACCUAGAGAGCAAUUCCGUUGCCAACCGGAACGCAGUGAAUGAUGCGAAAGGUGUUAAGGGCUCGAAGAUUGAGUACUUCGACCCUUCAGACGUCUCACUGUAUGAUAAUUCCGUUUCUCAGUUUGAAGAGUCCGCAGUUUCCCUGAAGGAAUACUAUAACCAUAGCAUAAGGUCGCAUCUUACUUUGAAAGGAGCCGGUGAUUAUCUCAAGAGCGUUUUCCCCAUCAUUAAUUGGCUGCCACAUUACAAUUUUAACUGGUUUAUUGCAGAUCUUAUCGCAGGUAUCACGAUUGGUUGUGUUCUUGUGCCGCAAUCCAUGUCGUAUGCACAAGUCGCCACGUUACCAGCACAGUACGGGUUGUACUCCUCAUUUAUUGGGGCAUACGCCUAUUCCUUUUUCGCUACUUCCAAGGAUGUUUGCAUUGGGCCCGUCGCUGUGAUGUCUUUACAAACCGCAAAAGUCAUUGCCGAAGUGCAGGCCAAAUACCCCGAUGGAGAUACUACCAUCACAGGUCCUGUGAUUGCAACAACGUUGGCAUUGUUAUGUGGUAUCAUUUCUGCAGCUGUCGGUUUCUUACGUUUAGGGUUUCUUGUCGAAUUGAUUUCUCUAAACGCCGUCGCUGGGUUUAUGACUGGGUCCGCCUUCAAUAUCUUAUGGGGUCAAGUGCCAGCACUUAUGGGUUAUAAUAAGCUGGUCAAUACGAGAGCAGCCACUUAUAAAGUCGUUAUAGAGACUUUGAAGCACUUGCCAGACACCAAAUUGGAUGCCGUAUUUGGGCUAAUUCCCCUUUUCCUCCUUUACGUUUGGAAAUGGUGGUGUGGGACGUAUGGUCCAAGAUUGAACGAUAGAUAUAAUUCCAAAAACGCAAGAUUACACAAAAUUGUCAAAUGGACAUAUUUCUACGCUCAAGCUUCGAGGAAUGGUAUUAUUAUUAUUGUGUUCACUUGUAUCGGUUGGGCUAUCACAAGAGGCAAGUCCUCCUCGGAGAGGCCCAUCAGUAUCCUGGGCUCAGUUCCAUCUGGUCUAAAAGAAGUUGGAGUCUUCCACGUUCCAUCCGGAUUAAUGUCUAAACUUGGUCCAAGUCUACCUUCAUCUAUUAUCGUGCUAUUAUUAGAACACAUUGCCAUUUCCAAAUCCUUCGGUAGAAUCAACGAUUACAAAGUUGUUCCCGAUCAAGAGUUGAUUGCUAUUGGAGUUUCAAACCUUUUGGGUACUUUCUUCAAUGCUUACCCAGCCACUGGUUCCUUUUCAAGAUCUGCACUAAAGGCUAAAUGUAAUGUCCGUACCCCAUUAUCUGGUUUAUUUUCAGGCUCGUGUGUGCUUCUAGCAUUAUACUGUUUGACAGGUGCAUUCUUUUACAUUCCAAAAGCUACUUUAUCUGCUGUUAUCAUUCAUGCUGUGUCUGAUCUUUUGGCCUCCUACCAAACCACCUGGAAUUUCUGGAAAAUGAAUCCAUUGGAUUUCAUCUGCUUCAUCGUUACCGUGUUGAUCACAGUGUUUGCAUCUAUCGAAGAUGGUAUCUAUUUUGCUAUGUGCUGGUCAUGUGCAAUGUUACUCUUAAAAGUGGCGUUCCCAGCUGGAAAAUUUUUGGGUCGUGUCGAAAUUGCUGAAGUUACCGAUGCUUAUGUCAAAGCGGAUUCCGAUGCAGUUAGUUAUGUAUCCGAAAAUAACAACCGUAUUUCCACUUUAGAAGAAAAUGGUGAAGAUGAAAAGGAGAUAUCUGCCAAAUACAUUACCAAUUCCUCCAAGAAAAUAGAAACAAACGUCCAAACAAAGGGCUUUGCUUCUCCAUCCUCUUCGAUUGGCCAACCAAGAAUAAAAUACCAUACGAAAUGGCUACCGUUUGACCACAAAUACACAAGAGAAUUGAACCCGGACGUUCACAUCCUCCCACCUCCAGAGAGUGUCCUUGUUUAUAGGCUGUCUGAAAGCUACACAUAUCUCAACUGUUCAAGGCAUUACAAUAUUAUAAUUGACGAGGUCAAAAGGGCAACAAGACGUGGACAAAUCAUCCGCCACAGGAAGAAAUCAGACCGUCCAUGGAACGAUCCCGGUCCAUGGGAAGCACCUGCAUUCUUGAAGAAUUUGAAAUUCUGGAAGAAAAAAGAAAGCGAUCUAGAAUUCACGCAAAAUGCUCCCAACAACUCAAUCGAUGCCGAGAGAGAUGAGAGACCACUCUUGAAAAUAUUGUGUUUGGAUUUUUCACAAGUUGCUCAAACAGAUGCCACUGCCCUUCAAUCAUUAGUUGACUUGAGGAAAGCCAUCAAUCAAUAUGCUGAUAGGCAGGUUGAGUUCCACUUCGUAGGCAUCAUUUCACCAUGGGUGAAAAGAGGUUUAAUUAGUAGAGGGUUUGGUACGAUAAACGAAGAGUAUAGUGAUGAAUCCAUUGUUGCCGGUCAUACAAGUUAUCACGUCGCAAGAGUACCUCGAAACAAAGAAAAUCCUGACAAAUAUAGUGUCUACACCGCUUCAGGUACAAACUUACCUUUCUUUCAUAUCGAUAUUCCAGAUUUUGCCAAAUGGGAUAUCUAG